Molecule: messenger RNA, 1515 nt
Organism: Gymnodraco acuticeps
Lineage: Eukaryota; Metazoa; Chordata; Actinopteri; Perciformes; Bathydraconidae
Exons: 7
Coding region: 64-1146 (360 amino acids)
Source: RefSeq, a predicted model, not a curated record
UCAUGACUGAAUUAACAAACCUAUAUAAAGCAAUGGAGAUCACCUUUGUCUACAGUGGGUAAAAUGGAAUUUGUGGUGCUUACACUGUGUGACGAACAGGGAGACAUCACUGUAAGAGUCUCACAAGACAUUUCCCAAAGACUACAAAAUGAUAACAGUUUAGCAGCUGCACUUAUGCAGCAAGCAAGGGCUGCAACAAAUGCACAAGUCCCUUUAGAUCUGUCUUCAGAUGCUAGGCCUGCUCCUGAAAGGCCUGCUCCUGAUGAAAGACCUGCUCCUGACGAAAGGCCUGCUCCUGAUGAAAGACCUGCUCCUGACGAAAGGCCUGCUCCUGAUGAAAGGCCUGCUCCUGUAAGGCCUGCUAGAUCCCAAGCUGGCACUCCUCACCUGGCAUCCCCCUCCAACCGGUCAGAACACCUUGAGGCAACACAAGAUUUCACACACAACACCAUACUGCUGCUUUUGGACCUGACAAAAACACACCAACAGGUGUACUAUCACUCCAAACCCGGUUUUUACAAAAUUCUACAACGGCAGUUCAGCAAGGAGGGAUACAGUUUCUCCUCAGACAAAAUCCGGAAAAAACUCAACAACCUUUUGACCACCUACAAAAGGGCCAAGGACCGUUGUACCUCAACAGGAGAGGGGAACAUAACGUGGGAAUAUUAUGGGAUAAUGGACAACCUGUUUGGGAGGUGCGGUGUUGGGAGCGCACCUCCAGGCACUGUUGUUUCCACCCCUCUAUUACCCACUGCCUCACAACCAUCCACCACACUGCCGUGUGCCUCUGAGGCCCAGCCUGGUCCCUCCAUGACCCUGCCCACCACACUGCCGUGUGCCUCUGAGGGCCAGCCUGGUCCCUCCAUGACCCUGCCCACCACUCAGCCGAGAUCAAUCCGGUCUCGAGUCUCCCAUCCCUCCUUCUACGACCUGUAUGAGGCCCACUCGGAGAGGAGGACCAGUGCACUGGAGACACUGGUGCGGCCAGAACAGGAGCGCCGGAGAAGGCUGAAGGAGAGAAAUAGGAGGAGGUUUGAAGCUAAAAUGUUGACUGCGAUGGGAGAAGUUGUUUCCCAGUUAAAGUCCAUUGGGAGCCAACAAGAGCGCAUCAUUGAGCUUUUGCAGGACAAGCCCAAUAUGCCAUAAUUUCCCCCGCACUGGGUAUUCCCUGAAUUAAUUUGUUUAUAAAGAACACCACCUCAGUUUGUUUAUGGAAGUAAUAUUGUUUAGAUUAGUUAUUUAUUUUCCUCGUUAUGCAGUUGAGUUAUUAUUUCAUCCCUGGCAAUUGCCUUGUAAUAUUUGUAUUGGUAUACACUAAGUGUUCACAAUGUUUAUAUGCAAUUAUUAUUUAUUUGCCAAGUACAUGUGUACAUAUGUAUAUAUAGUUAUUUCAUUUUCAAAGAAGAUAGUCAACUGCUAUUGACAUGUGCAGAAAAUGACCAUAUCUAGUUUUCAUAUAUAUGCAUUUAUUUUUUACUUGCCCAAUCAUUUUGGAUGACAUUACAUGUUACUUGU